CGGGCCGCGCGCUCUCUCAUCGGGAUCAGAUUCCAGCACACGUCACAGGAACUCCUCCACAGCGCAAACACGGCUUUUCUCAGCUUCACAUCUGCUUUUGUAUAAUCGGCUCUAUUUUCGUUUUGUUUUCGAAUGAAACCUUGGAAUAAACUUCAGAUUCGUGUGAAACAGAAGGAUACGGACGCCGUUUUGCGACUUUUCCGACAGCACGUAUUGUACGCAGGAAAUGGACUGUUUACGUCGGUUUUUGCGAACUUUUCUUUCUAAAAGACAGAUUUGUUUUUUCUAAAUAUCGGAGAGAUGAAAUAAUUUGAUCAGGCAGCUUUAUGUUCGCAGAAGUGUGAGAGUUUUGGGUCGAUUGUGUUCGGCGUUGUGUUGACGCGUAACGGCGCGCACGGCGCACAUCAGAGGAUGAAAGUUUAACGGAAAGGAAGUUCAACUGGAUAACCGGUUACAAAGUAUCAUGAUGUUCGCGGGAAUGAUCAGAGUGGACAGUAAACCGACAACACACGAGAAUGAGCCCAAGUGUUACCGGUGCUUCGUGAGAUCAGAUGGUGUGACGGACAGCCGUCACAGGAGGAGUUUCAGACAGCCGGGUUACAUGAGGACAGAGCCGUUUAGCCAACCGGACGCUGCUGUCAGCCUUCCAAGCAACACGUCAUGUGAUUCCCACCGAAAUUUAGAAAUUCACAAAAGUGACCCGUCCACAAACACCAGUAUUUCUGAACUACCCAGCAGCCUCAGUGAGAAAUGUCUUAAGUUGGUUUUGGAAAGAGAUGACCCCUCAAACAGUCAAACUGCUUCCAAACCUCACCGUCUGCACCAAAGUCAAGUCGAGGAAACUUCAAGAUGUGAUGUUUUCAACUCUAGUUUUAGUUUCAUUCAACAGUCACUAGAAACAAGCGAUUUAUUAGACACGACCACAAGCGACCCGUCUGCAUCACUGGACCAAACAAAAUCUGAAAUUUCAGACUUGAGCACUUUAAAACCUUGCAAUCUUGUCCAAUCAAAGAUUAGCCCUGUGCCCAUCAGCCAAUCAGGACCAGUGGUUUUCAUGUUAGGCCAACUGCCCUGCUCGAUGGGUCAGCCGGUGAAAUCAAAAGGUCUCCUAUUGGAUGAAGAGUCGUGGGACCUGGACAGACACUGGGACACACAGAUAUCGUCCUCCAUGACAUCAGACUUCAAAGAAAGCGUUUCAGAUUGUGGCUCUAUGGAUGCUGAGGUCACGUCCUCGCUCUCUGUUGAUUCGUCGGAUUCAACAUCGGCAUCCUCUGUCACUUCUGGCUACGACAGCGCCACGCCUUCCGCAGAUCACAGGAGGAAGUGUGAAGACGUUUUACAAGACUGUCUACAAAACAAUCGCGCGCACACCAAGAUUAAGUCAAUGAUGCUAAAGAUGCAGAGAUUACAGCACAGAGCGGUCCUGGAUGAUGACUAUGACACAGCUGAGCGGUUCGGUCAGAAACUAGAGGAUCUUCGCAGGGAGCGAGCGGCUCUGAAAGCUUCUCUUCCCUCCAGACAUCCAGCCGUCUCUGAAUAUCUGCAGACGCUCAGGACGGCCGCGCACAGCGCCCUCCAGUGGAACAGCUCUCAAUACAGAGAGAAGGACGAACCGUGCGAGGAUCAGAAAUGUUCAGGUAGCUCCUCUGGGGACAAACAGAAAAAAAGACGGGAAAAACUGAUCCAGGAAAAACAGAGGAUUCAGAGGGAGAUGUGUGGUCUUCAGAGGAGGCUGGAGGAGCUUCAGGAGCAGAGCAGAGCUGUGGAGGUGCAGCUGGCGCCGGAUGAGAGAGGGCCGGAGGAGGAGCGGCUGGAGGAGGAGGUGCCCGUGCUGAAAGGCUGUGAUGUGGCUCAGCUGAGGCUGAUGGGUCGAGCGCUGGAGGACAUGAUGACAUCCGAACACCGCGCUCAGAUCACUGCCUCUCCACCAGCAGAGAUCAUCAGACUUCAGGAACAGGAGCAGGUGUUGAGUUUGUCCAUUAAAGAUACAACAGCUAAGGUGCUGAUGAGUCAGAAGCUGGUCGCCAGUCUGCGGAGGAAAGUUAAUGAGACCGAGACGCAGCUGUUGGCUCUUCAGGAGGCGAAGCUCGCAGCCGUCUCAGGAAAUGAUUUCAGCAGUGCUAAAGAACUGAAGACAGAGAUCAGAAACGUUUCUGCAGAAAGAGAUCGUGUGGAGACGCUGGUGAGGAAGCUACAGACGUUAAGCUCAGGCAGUGGACAGGAACUAACCCGCAUGAAAGAGAAAUUAAACCAAAUCAAACUGGACCUGCAGCGGAGAGAAGCUCAGCGUGAACGAGGUUUAAAGGAAAACGCUGUGAAAUACAUUGAACUCCUGGAAGAGCAACGUCACAGCUGUGGGGGUCAAGCAUUAGAGCACAUUUGGGAGGCAGAGUUGGAGGCAUGUCAUCUUCUCCUGAAAGGUCUGGAGCUCCGAACCCCCAGCAUCUCAGAAACCAAGGAUCUCACCUCUAUUCCAGAAUCCAGUUCAAAUGUCCAGCCAUGCACGGACGAGGAAGCGGACUGCGCCAUGUUGACUGCUUUAGGGGGGCGUUGGUGCCCAGAUGCUAACCUUCAGCACUCCGAGUUCACUAAGAAAUUAGAAGAGUUUCUCUUCUGCGUGGAAGACUGUCCUGAGGAUCCGUGCGGAGAUGCAGCGCUCACUGCUCGAUGUGAUCUCAUCAGGGGGCGACUCCAUUACCUGGAAGAUCAGCUUCAUACAGCCAUGGAGAACCUCGACCAAGACCUCGCUCUGUCUAUGGAGAAUGAGGUUCAGGAGGUCAAGGCCAUGCUUCACGCAAUGCUGUCACAACUGAAGCUCGAGGACGACGAUGAUGAUGAAGAGAAGUAUUGUGAUGUUGAAGAAGAACAGGUGGAGGAUGGAGAUGUAGAAGAAGAUCUUUACUUCAGUGACAGCUGGGAAAUAUAAAUAGACUCUUAUUAGCCUCUCAUCCAGACUGGAGUUCAGUGUUUGUGAGUUUGCACUUAACCACUAAACAUGAAGCAAACACAAUUCUCAAAAAUACAGUAUAUUUACUUGAGGAUGCCUAACAGAAGGGAAUCAUUUGAUUCAUUUUUUACAUACAGUAUAUGCGUCUGUCUGAACGUAAAAUGGCACAUUUUACCCCUAAAUUCGAGAGACAAAAGCUGAAAUGAAAAGCUAGUAAGAUUUUGUCUACACAGUAAGGCUUUCCCACAUUAUAUUAAUAUUUAUUUAUUUUUGUUAAUUCCUUUUUUUUUUAUUUCAAUUCAUGAAUACUUGAAUAGUGUUCAAGUUUUGAAAUUAGUACAACAAAUACUUAAAUGAUGUGUGAACAUAUUUCCCCACAUUUCUGUAACGUGAAUAUGUGGGUGUUUUUAUUCUUGAUUUUGGGGUGAUAUUACAUCCAUGCGUGUUCAUGACACGUAUUGCGAGAGUUUAAAGCAUUUUGUUCAUUAAGGCCUUUUUAAUCUGCUGCAUGACCGGUCCUCCUCGCACUGCUUUGAGUGGGCCUCGAACCGCCGUCGGUCCGGAUGGGAGAUGGCGCUCAAACGAGGAGGCUAAAGACCGCAGUCUCUAGCGUCUGUUGCUAGAACGUCUCUUUUUGUCGGGGAGUGAGGUUUUACUCGCACAGUGAACUCUAUUAAAGGGAUACUUCUCCCAAAACUGAAAAUUUUGUCAUCAUUUAUUCCCCCUCAGGUUGUUCCAAACCUGAAUAAUGAAAUUACUUUGUUCCUGCUGAACACAAAGGAAGAUAUUUGGAAGAAUGUCAGUUACAAAACAGAUCUCUUUCCCGAUUUACUGCCAUAGUAAGGAAAAAAAUACUAUGAGAGUCAAUGGUGGAUGAGAUCUGUUUGGUUACGGACAUUCAUCCAAAUAUCUUUCUUUGUGUUUAGGAGAUCAAAGACUUUUUUACAGGCUUGGAACAAUCUGACGAUGAGUAAAUGUUUUUUUGGUGAACUAUCCCUUUGAGUUUGUAUUCCUGUUUACGUUGUUUUAAGUUAUUUUUUCUUAAUUUUAUAAGCAUAACUUAUUAUUUAUUUUGUAUGUUUCGAUAUAUCGAAACCGUUUCAGCCAACAUAGAAUUCCAUAUGAAAAUCUGUCUAGUUAAACAGAUUAUUAAUUCAAAGAUUAAAUAGGACCAGACAGACGUCUCGCAAAGAAAACAGAGAUCAGUUCAACUCAUGAGCUCAUGACUUUGUUUAAAUGUUUCUUGACUUCAUUUUAACAUUACGACUGAACUUUGAACAGUGGUUCCCUGGUUCAUGAUUUAACAAUAUGGUGCUAAGAAGUAUAAAUGUGAAGCACACUGGUCUGAUCAUGUACUGUGUUUUAAUUUGUUAUGUACCCUUAAGUGCCUUUGAAAGCUAUUUCAUUGUUUAGUUCAAAAACAGUUUAAUGUGCAAAGCUUCAUUUCGUCCAGAAUGCCACUCUUUCAAAGCACUUUUAAAAACUGUAUCGUUUACUGUACGUUUAAAAUGUACAUUUGCAUGCUCGUCAUUCAAUUCUGCUCCUUUGAGAAUUAAAACCACUUUUUAACUUGUUAUUAUUCCAAGUAUAUUUUUACCGAAGCUGUAGGACCUGAUUUUGAAUAUUUGACUGUUUUGGUGAUAUCUACCAUAAAUGCUUAAAAAACUGUA
Triplophysa dalaica is the source of this 4617-nucleotide messenger RNA. RefSeq names its product DISC1 scaffold protein (gene disc1). The coding region runs from base 464 to 2926 and encodes 820 amino acids. Gene Ontology annotation, cellular component: centrosome; mitochondrion; microtubule. The record is from RefSeq and is a predicted model, not a curated record. NCBI's taxonomy places the organism in Eukaryota, Metazoa, Chordata, Actinopteri, Cypriniformes, Nemacheilidae. The transcript has 14 exons. Gene Ontology annotation, biological process: neuron migration; cilium assembly.